Homarus americanus (American lobster) is the source of this 1488-nucleotide messenger RNA. RefSeq names its product kielin/chordin-like protein. Gene Ontology annotation, molecular function: protein binding. Bases 1 to 1488 code for a protein of 495 amino acids. The record is from RefSeq and is a predicted model, not a curated record. Lineage: Eukaryota; Metazoa; Arthropoda; Malacostraca; Decapoda; Nephropidae. The transcript has 10 exons.
AUGUUGCCAGGACUGGAAGUGCAGGUUUACUUGAAAGGGUUUAGGGUUGAAGAGACUUUGAAAAAUUCAUUUUUCACCAUUCCUAUCGUCAUUGAUCACAUGGGAUGUUUUGAUGCAGAUGGCAACUAUCAUGAGCUAGGCCAUGAGUGGGGCACUGGAGAUCCUUGUUUAGUAUUCUUCUGCGAGAAAGAUGGAAUAACUCUGAAGCGCGUAUAUUGUGACUCUGCAAGUCCACCUCGUACUGGCUGCUCUGAAUACAUCCCUGAGGGAGAAUGUUGUCCUAAAUGGAACUGCAGUGGGUGUGUGGACCAUACUGGUUCAUACCGUCCACUCUAUGAUGUCUGGAAGACUGACCCCUGCGCCACACACCUGUGUAUGGAGACUGGUAUCCAGACAACCCAUGAAGACUGUGACCUGGGACCUGCACCACAUCCUAGUUGCUUAAGAAUUUCUCCUUCAGGAGAAUGUUGUCCUGAAUGGAAGUGCAGUGGCUGCUUGGACGCACACGGCAACUACCAUGAACGGGGGGAAAAGUGGAGCACGAUUGAUCCUUGCUUGAUGUUAAUGUGUACCAAGGAAGGAAUAAAAGCUCAAACUAUACAGUGUGAAGUCACUCGACCACCUCCUGGCUGCCCUGAAUAUACACCGAAGGGAGAGUGUUGCCCAAAAUGGAACUGCAGUGUCUGCGUUGACCACACUGGCAAGCAACAUCCGCUUUACGAAGUGUGGAAGACUGACCCCUGCACCACCCACGUCUGUCUGCAAGAUGGGAUAAAAACCUCGCGUGAAAACUGUAACCUGGGUUCUGCACCUCACCCCAGUUGUCGUGAGAUUGUUCCUCUAGGAGAAUGUUGCCCAGAGUGGAAUUGCCGUGGUUGCAAAGAUCUAGAAGGAAAUUACCACGAGUUGGGCCAAGAAUGGAGUACUGAAGAUCCCUGUUUAGUGUUUAUUUGUGCUCGGGAUGGAAUAUCUGCGAGACUGAUACAUGUGAAGAGACUCGCCCACCCCAUAUUGGCUGUCAAGAAUACACUCAAAAGGGAGAAUGUUGCUCUAAGUGGAAUUGCAGUUAACUCUCCGGACAUCUACAACUCGUGGAAACACUGUGUUGACCCCCAAAAAUGUUGCAGGCACAUCAAGGACUCCCUGGCCUUCCAACAGUGCUGUCAUGACAAUGGCUGCUGCACCAAGUUCUGUGAUGACCCGAGUGAAGGUUUCGGGGGCCCCCGUUUCGGCCGUUUCUGGUGCCUCGUCGAACCAGAAGCGGUGGUCCUAAGGUGUGGCCUUCGGGUACCCACUGCCCCUGGGGCUCGCUCCCUCGCACGAGGCAGGUCUAGCGAGGUCAUACAUGGAGAUUCGACUUCCACGGGAUCUUGUACUCUGCUCUCGGCCUUUUUCUCCUUAGCGAAGCCCGCUGCUUACAAGCAGAACAAGAAUAUAGUGGGUGCUGAGAAGCUCCCAUCUAAGGGCUUUUCUAAGCCUCGCAAGUAA